Penicillium vulpinum is the source of this 843-nucleotide messenger RNA. RefSeq names its product OPA3 family protein. Bases 1 to 843 code for a protein of 280 amino acids. The transcript is spliced from 2 exons. Lineage: Eukaryota; Fungi; Ascomycota; Eurotiomycetes; Eurotiales; Aspergillaceae. The record is from RefSeq and is a predicted model, not a curated record. Gene Ontology annotation, cellular component: mitochondrion. Gene Ontology annotation, biological process: regulation of lipid metabolic process.
AUGUCGUUAACAUUAAAGCUCUCCUCCUUGGCAAUCCGGACCCUUUCCAAGCCCAUCGCUUCUCAAAUCAAAGCUCAGGCCCGUGAACAUGAACGGUUUCGCAAGAUCUGCGUCUCUAUGGCCCAAGCCCUUCACCGAUUUGAUAUGCGCCUCCGACUAGGCUCCCUCCGCGAUAAUGCAGCCUCCCAACGUCGAGCUGCUGCCGAAGCCGAAGCUCGAAAAUUCAAGCCUUCAAUGCCCACCGUUCGAAACGCUGCCGAAACGAAAGCCGCAGAGGAAGCAGAGGCCAAAGCCAAAGCUGCGGCAGAAGAGGCAGCUAAACCACACCACUAUCAUAUCCGUCCCCUUUCUGAGUCUAAAGCUAUCGAGUCCGGCGCCAAUUUCAUUUCAGAAACCUUUCUCUUCAUGGUUGCCGGCGGCCUGAUCCUCUUUGAGUCGUGGCGAUCACGGAGUAAGGAAAGUACACGGCGGGAAGGUGUGGAGGGAAGAUUAGCAGAGCUAGAACAAUCCGAGCAAGCGGCUCGUGAAGCUCUAGUCGCACUAGAAAAGGAGCUACUCCAGCUAAGAGCCAAGCACGGCGACUUGCCCAAGUUGUCUACGAAGAGGAUUCUGUCCCCUGAGAUCUAUGAACAGGCCCCAGAGCCGGAGACCCCAAUAAUUGCAAAGGGGUGGCUCUCACGCAUUUCCUCGUACAUUACUUUCGGUCAAAGCGCUGCGAACACAACCGAGUCUGCGCCUAGUACCCAGCCUACAACAGAACAGGCAGCCUUGCCGCCCCAAUCUCCAGACCAGUCUACUGCAUCAGCUAGUCUGAGACCAUCAUCUGCAUCGAAGAGCUCGUGA